This is a messenger RNA of Polypterus senegalus (gray bichir), 2598 nucleotides long. It is a transcript of the gene npbwr2b, whose product is annotated as neuropeptides B/W receptor 2b. Gene Ontology annotation, biological process: neuropeptide signaling pathway. The record is from RefSeq and is a predicted model, not a curated record. Bases 332 to 1333 code for a protein of 333 amino acids. Gene Ontology annotation, molecular function: neuropeptide binding; neuropeptide receptor activity. Gene Ontology annotation, cellular component: membrane; neuron projection. The transcript is spliced from 3 exons. Lineage: Eukaryota; Metazoa; Chordata; Cladistia; Polypteriformes; Polypteridae.
GUGGAUGUUACAGAUUAAAGCGGAUAAAGUCAUAUGGUUACUAACUGCAAAACACAUCUGUACAGAAGGACUAAAAGCCUUCCCGGUGACGUCACUUGACUAAACACCCACCCUUCUCCACUUGGAAAACAGACGUCUAGCAGUGUGCGUGAGAUAAAGAAACUGGAAACAGCAAGGCGCACUCUUUCACUCCGCGGAGUAAAUGGCUUUAAGUAAACUGCAAUUGGAAAUAAGAAAGAAUACGUCAGCAAGUGGCUUUUUAAUACACGACGCGAUGGAAUCCGUUACACUCCGUGCCGAGUGAGAAGAGAGGAGCAUCUUUUUAAAGCCCAUGGCUAUGGAGAAUUCAAGUAUCAACCCCCCCAACGGGUCGUGCUCUCCGCUUUGUGAGCGCAACUGGACGGAUUUUAACUGCUCCAUUCCUGGACAAUGUUUCUACCCGAACUUUUAUGUCUUGCUGCCCGUCAUCUAUUCUGUGAUUUGUGCCGUAGGGUUGACUGGCAACACCGCUGUCAUCUACGUUAUCCUUAAGGCUCCCAAAAUGAAGACGGUUACUAACAUGUUUAUUUUAAACCUGGCCAUAGCCGACGACCUGUUCACCCUUGUUUUACCUAUCAACAUAGCCGAACACCUCUUACAAUAUUGGCCUUUUGGUGAAGUACUCUGCAAAAUUAUCCUUUCCAUCGAUCACUACAACAUCUUCUCGAGCAUUUACUUCCUGACGGUGAUGAGCAUCGACCGGUACCUUGUAGUGCUCGCCACUGUGAGAUCCAAAAGAACCCCCCAUCGCACUUACAGAGCUGCCAAGAUAGUAAGUCUGUGUGUCUGGGUUCUGGUUAUCCUCAUCGUACUGCCCUUCACCGUGUUCGCCGGGGUCUACACUGUUCCGGAGGAGCCAGACCGCAAGAGCUGCGUGCUCAGUUUCCCUGGCUCCGAAACGUUUUGGGUUAAAGCCGGCCGAAUUUACACUCUCAUUCUGGGGUUUGCAAUUCCAGUGUCAACUAUCUGCAUCUUAUACACGAUGAUGCUUUACAAACUACGAAACAUGCGUUUAAACUCCAACGCGAAGGUGCUGGACAAAGCCAAGAAGAAAGUCACCGUAAUGGUUUUCAUCGUCCUGGCUGUGUGUCUGUUUUGCUGGACGCCUUUCCAUCUCAGCACGAUAGUAGCACUGACCACUGAUCUGCAAACGACCCCCUUGGUGAUCGGAAUUUCCUACUUCAUCACCAGCCUCAGCUAUGCGAACUCUUGCUUGAAUCCUUUCUUGUACGCGUUUCUAGACGACAGCUUCAGGAAAGCUUUUAAGAAAAUGUUGGAAUGUAGACCUGCUUAAACAGGGCACGUUAUAGCGCCUGGCAUAAUGUGCCAUGUGAGGCUCCUGGAUCUGAAAAUACCAGUGUCUGGGACGGGCGGAUAUGAGGAUGGCUAACUGGAAAUACACGGAGACACGGUUUAUUUCAGAUAUUGAUUUAAUUAGUAAAAUAAAAUCGCUAUCAUUUGUGGAUCACAUGCGAAUGUUCGUUUUUGCCUUUUAAAUUUGGAUUACAGCUCAUUACCUUAAAAUAAUCAUAGGAUUGUUUUUAAAUUAUUGAAUUAUAAUUAUAAAGACACUUUAAUAAUUUCAGUUCUAAAGUGUAAUGCAUAUUAUUAGUUAAAUGAAACAAUAACAUUUUUCAAAUUAUUUAAACUAUGCAUCACGGCUAAUAUUUGAUGUAUACUUCCUAAAAUCUUACAAUUGUCAAUGAAGAAAAAAAAAAAAAAUCAAACGUGAAAUUCUUAAUAUAUUAGGGUUUAUCGCCAUCUUGUGUGGCCUGCUGGUAUGAACGUAGCAUAUUUCAUGAUUUUAUUGAUAAAAUACUAAGAGCAUGGCACACAUUUUUAUUUUGUAAUUAUUUACAUCAAAAUAGAUAUUGUCUUUGGUGCAGACAUUCGUACCAGAUGGCAAAAACUGUAUCCUUUUUCAGUGUUCAACAUGUUUUAUAAUGUUCUCCUGCAGCAUAUAUUUGAAACCUUUCAGCUUUACAGUAUCAAUGUAUCUUUUACAUUAUGUAAAUGUCACUUAAAACAUUCUGUGAUUUCCAGAGUCUCAUAAUAUAUUGUCAUUAAAAAAAGGCUUUUAAAUAACUUGUGUUGAACUUAUGUGCUGCAUAAAAAGGCAAAUGUACUUAAAAUGGUUCAUAUUUUUGAAUCAAUGUAAGUCUGAAUGUACUAUAAUUAUGCCAUAUUAAAUAUAAAAAGUAACUGUAUAUAAGAAAGCUUUGGUAAUUCUAUAUUUUUCUGCUUUUCAAAUGUUUCUUUGAGUAUGUGAAAAUGCAAAUUUUGACAGUAGAAUUAAUUAAAAUAAUUGCUGGAUUCACUUUUGAAUGAUAGUUGUUUUUAUGCCUCUUUAUUUUUGUUUUCCAGCAACAUAUGGCAUAAAACAAUUAAAAGAAUAUUUAAAAUGUGCUGUGCUAACAUUUACUACUACUACAUUUUCUGCAUGGAAAAUAAUGACAAUGAAUAUAUUUAUUAUAUUUAUCAUAAAUGCAGUUUACCAGAAUCUUCAUGUAAAUUACCUGUUUUGUCAUAUGAGUUAAAUAAUAAAUGUGCCCAAAAGCA